Molecule: messenger RNA, 2173 nt
Organism: Prosopis cineraria
Lineage: Eukaryota; Viridiplantae; Streptophyta; Magnoliopsida; Fabales; Fabaceae
Product: aspartic proteinase-like
Biological process (GO): lipid metabolic process; proteolysis
Molecular function (GO): aspartic-type endopeptidase activity
Source: RefSeq, a predicted model, not a curated record
UUUUUUUUUUUAAUUUAAAAUCUUCUCAUGGCUUUUGUCCACCCAUAAGUGUGAUGAUCCAGCGAAAGAAAAGAAAUUUUUCAGCAAGGACUGAAACGCAACAGCCAACAGGCGCCAGGAAAAUAAAGGAGUCUCUCUCUCUCUCUCUCUGGUAAAAAAAAAAAAAAGGAGUCUCUUUAAUUUCGUGGUUUGUCAAUCUAGUUUUGACGUGCAAAGGAAAUCAUAAUUAAUUGGAGCCUUACAAAGCUGAAACCAAUCCUGGAUAUAAGAAUCAUAUUUCAGCGUCAGAGGCAGGCAGCGUAGCGUCUACAGUUGCCAACUAGUUACUCAGGCUUCCCUAAAUUAUGGGGCGAAAGCAUUUGUGGGUGGCUUUCUGUUUAUGGGCUUUAACAUGCUCACUUCUUCCUUCUUCUUCUUCUGGGCUUCUCAGAAUUGGUUUGAAGAAGAGGCAUCUAGAUCUUCAGGGCAUCAAAGCUGCUAGAACUAUAAGAGAACAGCUAAAACCUGGCAGACCAGUGAAGGGUGCAUUUCACUAUAUUGGUAGUUCAGACGAGGAUAUAGUACCUCUGAAGAAUUAUUUAGAUGCGCAAUAUUAUGGAGAGAUCGGAAUUGGCACACCCCCACAGACUUUCACUGUCAUAUUUGAUACCGGUAGUUCCAACUUGUGGAUUCCAUCAUCAAAGUGCUACUUUUCUAUUGCAUGCUAUUUCCAUUCUCGGUACAAAUCAAAGAAAUCAAGUACAUAUAGCAAGAAUGGAACGUCAUGUCAAAUAACCUAUGGAUCUGGAUCUAUAUCUGGUUUCUUCAGUCAAGAUAACGUUAAAGUUGGUGAUGUCGUUGUCAAGGAUCAAGAUUUCAUCGAGACAACCCGAGAAGGAAGUCUUUCAUUUGUAUUAGCUAAGUUUGAUGGAAUAUUUGGGCUUGGGUUUCAGGAGAUCUCUGUUGAAAAAGCUGUUCCAGUAUGGUAUAAUAUGGUGGAGCAAGAUCUUGUUAGUGAGCAGGUAUUCUCUUUUUGGCUAAAUGGGGAUCCAGAUGCAGAAGAGGGUGGUGAAUUAGUUUUUGGAGGUGUUGAUCCAAAUCACUUCAAGGGAAAACAUACUUAUGUUCCCGUUACUAAAAAGGGUUAUUGGCAGUUUGAAAUGGGUGAUUUUCUCAUUGGAGGUCAGUCAACAGGUGUUUGUAAGGGUGGGUGUGCUGCUGUAGUUGAUUCCGGAACAUCCUUGCUUGCUGGUCCCACUUCUGUUGUGACUGAAAUCAACCAUGCCAUUGGAGCUGAGGGAAUUGUGAGUUCAGAAUGUAAGGAAGUUGUAUCUCAAUAUGGAGAGUUGAUAUGGGAGCUCUUAGUAUCAGGGGUACGGCCUGAUGAAGUAUGCACACAACUUGGUUUAUGUUCUGCAUAUGGGAAACAAUCUAAGAGUGCUGGGAUUGAGAUGGUUACUGAAAAGGAGCAGAGACGGUUAUCCGCUAGAGAAGAUGCUUUGUGUACUUUUUGUGAGAUGGCUGUGAUUUGGAUACAGAAUCAGUUAAAACGAAAAGUCGACAAGGAAAAAGUAUUUAACUACAUAUAUCAGUUAUGUGAGAGACUGCCAAGUCCAGCCGGAGAGUCCACAAUAAGCUGUGAUAGUCUAUCUCAAAUGCCAAACAUUACACUUACUAUUGGAGAAAAACUUUUCGACCUCACCCCAGAGCAGUAUAUUCUGAAAACUGGAGAGGGCCUUGCAGAAGUUUGCAUUAGCGGUUUGGCAUUUGAUUUUCCUCCCCCACGGGGUCCCCUCUGGAUUCUGGGCGACAUUUUCAUGAGGGUAUACCAUACAGUAUUUGACUAUGGCAAUCUAGAACUAGGUUUUGCUGAAGCUGCCUGAUGCGAAUCGUGGAAGAUUAUGUCAAGAAAAUCUUAAGAAGCUUGAGAGUGUAAUGUAAAUAAGAUGCAGUGAAGUAUGUACGCCUACUUGCCAUGGCUUGGGUUUCUGUAUGGAGGAUAUACUUAGGAUGAAACUUGAAAAUAUCCUCGUGGAAGUAUUAUUAUGUAUGCUUUGACUGGAAUGGCCCUUGUAUUCACAACAGCACCUAGCACUUAAUCAACGUACCAGGUUUAUGAUGAUUGUAAUUCAUGCAGAGAGCUUGUAAAUAAACAGUAUUACUCAGUUUAUAGAAAACAAUAAUUGGGAAUUAA